AUGCAUCCAUUUAUGGGUGCAUCUCCGAAAACCAGCGUUGUGUACCUGGAUGAGUCAUUCAUCUACCAGCAUUACAAGCGCCACAACGACAGCUUACUCGACCCCAGCGACGACCUGGAUGUUCAACGCAAGGAAACCCACAAAGGGCGGCGUUACUGCUUCAUAGCUGGCAUUCUGGACUCGCCAGACAUGGAGUGCCAGGUGGUAGCCCUUGACAUCUUUCCUGGUGGCAAGUCGACGGCCAAGCAGCCCAAGGACUACCACGCAAUGUUUAAUCACGACUACUUUGUGAAGUGGUUUGCCAAGCUGCUUGCAGAGUUGGGUGAUAUGGGUGAAUCAAACGCGUACAUUGUGAUGGAUAAUGCCAAGUAUAAAAAAGGCAGGCCUGUCGGAACACCGACCAGCCGGCUAUGCAAAACAACGCUAGCAGGCAAUAUGCACGCGAUAUGGGAUACCGUUCAAGCCGACAUAUUUCAAGAGCAUUCUCUGGGAAAACCUGUCGGCUCGUCUUCAUCCCGGCUCCAUACCAUCCACUCCAGUGACCAUGCCGGCACCCCCUUUCUAGCCCUCGCCCUCUGCCCAGGUGAUCACACGCCCACACGACUCUCGAGUGUCAAACCCAUUCGAGUUGUCAACACACGCUACCUCACGAAAGGGGACAUCUCCACGUUCGGCGAGCACACCUCUCAACUCCUCCUCGAGGACCGCCUACCACCACUGAUUACGGCACCCCCCCCCCCACAUAUAGCCACGACGUGGUCCCCGCAAGAAACUACCGACUGGCUUGAAGGGGCGGUACAAAACCUCUAUGACAUCCUCUACACCAGCGCCAAGCUCAAGUGGGGGGAAACCAGCCAAACUAAGAAGGCCCUCAACCGGGCAGUGGCAAUACAACGCACCAACAGGAGCUCUGCGCAGCUCCGCCGCCUGCUCCGUAUACAUGAAGCUGUUACCCCAACCGGGGAUGAAUACCUCCGACUGGUCCACAUGGUGGAAUGGCCCAAAUGGAUCCGCAAUCCAAACCUUCUCCCACCAACAUGCUGGCACCGCUCAGGAGCUUUAGCAGUCGGUACCUGGUGGUCGGAAAUGCCCACCGGAAACGACACCACCAAAACUGGGACAGCUGGCUACGUAAAGGCAUUGCACGCUGAACAAAGGUAUGCCGGAAACGGCGAGACUCGCGUAACACCUGCACCCGGCAAACCCGAGUGCAACAACGGACCGCAUGGUUCCAAGGCCGCCAAACCCGUAAAUUCCUCCGCUCAGCACUCAGCGCACCCACCCCACCAAUUUCCAUCCAGAGUGUAG
Aphanomyces astaci is the source of this 1308-nucleotide messenger RNA. RefSeq lists its product as hypothetical. The transcript has 2 exons. The record is from RefSeq and is a predicted model, not a curated record. The coding region runs from base 1 to 1308 and encodes 435 amino acids. NCBI's taxonomy places the organism in Eukaryota, Oomycota, Saprolegniomycetes, Saprolegniales, Verrucalvaceae.